CAGUACAGGGAGUCAGUGUGGAACACAUCUGCAAGUGUGUAUUGAUCUCGUGAGUGGUUGAUGGUCUGUGGUAGUCUCCAUCUUUGAUUUUCGUCCGGUUAGGUGUUUAUCUUAACAAUCUCCUUUUUUUGAAAGAAAUACAUUAAUAAGCUCAAAAUGAGUCGUCGCGAUGGAAGUACCACAAAGGUAUUCGUGGGUAGCUUACCCACUAGUGUUACCACUGAUGACUUGAGAAAACUGUUUGCUCCCUAUGGAAAUAUAGUGGAAUGCGAUAUAGCGAACCGAUGUGGGUUUCUCCAUUUGGAAGACCAGGCAUUGGCACUAAAAGCGAUAGAAGAUCUGAACAAUAGUAGUUUCAUGGGUGGAACCAUAUCUGUCGAAAGAGGACGAGUAAAGCCACCUAGACGUACUAGGGAGAUGGGAAUGGGACCGGCCGUUGGUGCACCCAGAGGACGUGAACGUGGUGGACCGUAUGCUCGUACUGACGGAUAUGCACGAGGACCACCUCCAAGAAAUGGUAUGGCAGGUGGAUAUGGAGUAGGUAGAGAGUAUGAAGAUUACGAAAGAUAUGGUGAUUAUGAUCGAGCCGCUGUCAUGAGAAGUUAUGGUACGGAAUACGAAGGUGUGGGAGAUCGACGACCUAUGUACGAUGAUCGCAGAGCAUACCCCCCUCCGAAUGGUUAUGAGCGUAGGCCAUACGAUGACCGUGGUGGAUAUUUGGAUGACAGAAGUGGAUACGAAGACAGACGUUUGCCACCUUCCGCUAGUGCCUAUGAUUCCAGAAGGCCGAUGAUGGCUGACCGACGUCCCUUGCUUGACCAAGGAGGAGAUCGUACUUUAAUGAGUGGAUAUGAUCGUCCCUCAUCUGGUAAUGAGAUGUACAGUCGACGAGGAGAUCCUGGUCCCAAACCAGCGUCAUUAACAAUGCAACGUUCCAAGAUUCUUGAACUUUUAAAAAAACAUGUCUUCAGCGCACCAUCCCAGAGUGAUCCGUACGGAAGUGCAUCUCUUGGAUAUGGUAGUGGUGGAGCAUCAGCGGGUAGCUACUCAUCUGCAAAUGACGGCUACGGAGGCUCCAGCGGUGGCGGAUAUAACAGCAGUGCAGAUCAUUACGGAGCGGGAGGCGGUUAUGGGUCGGCUUACAGUGACAGUCGCAGUCCUGCCGGUGGUUAUGGCAGUGCUGGUGGUGGUUAUGGAGCCGGUGGAAGCUACAGCACUUCACUCGGUGGUGGGGGCUAUGGAGACGUGUACACUUCAAGUCGUGCUCCAUAUGAUCCGGCUUAUCCGAUUCCACCACAACGAGGUUUUGCAAGCAGUUCUGGCGGUCCUGGUCUACGUAGUGGCGGUGAUUUACCGCCAGUUGGUGGACGCAGAUUUUAAAUAUUGCGUUUUAGUUCGGUGCGCCCUCAAACCUACAUUAACGUUUGCGUUGCGCAAGGGUGGGAGGGUGGUCUACUAAACACACAAUAUCAACAACCACCAUUUUUCUAUAGUUAGUUCUCAAGUUAUAACUUUUUAUUAUUGACAUAAUUGAUGUACUGUAUGUAAUUUUUCCUUUUCGUGAAUUACGUUUUUUUCUAAAACAUUAUAAAGCUUAUCGUUAUUUUAGUAGAGUCGUGCCGGUAUUUUAUGUAAGCAAUUUUAUUUGCCGUCUUUCACGUACGGUGUGAAAUAUAUAAGAAAUAAACAAUGUGUGGUGUUGAUCGCCUGCCUACUUAACACAAUCCACAGCAUUCUGGAAAAGGAGACGGAUGCGCCCAAAUCCCACUUAACAAAGCUAUGAAAUUAUUUUACCUAAAUUUUAAUUGCAAAUAAUGAACGAUUACUUACUCUUCCUUAUUUGAAAUAAUACACAGACUCAAAUAUUAUAUACAUGAUGAUUGUCACAGGCUAGAAAAGACGGACGUAAAGCGCCUAAUUAAUUUCACCCGCUCUUCUUCGUAUUCCAUAAACAAUAUUUUUAAACUCGAGUUGUUAUUUUAAGCAUAAUAUUGUAUGUCCUGAACUAUAAA
Photinus pyralis (common eastern firefly) is the source of this 2012-nucleotide messenger RNA. Its product is annotated as RNA-binding protein 4.1-like. NCBI's taxonomy places the organism in Eukaryota, Metazoa, Arthropoda, Insecta, Coleoptera, Lampyridae. Gene Ontology annotation, cellular component: cytosol. Gene Ontology annotation, molecular function: mRNA binding. Bases 157 to 1380 code for a protein of 407 amino acids. The transcript has 5 exons. The record is from RefSeq and is a predicted model, not a curated record.